AUGAAUUUACUUUUAGAAGGAGUCUUGGCGUUCUGUCUACUUCCGACACUUGCCUUUGUUCCAUCCUCAUUGACAACGACUACCGGUAGAUCCAAUCAUCCUUCUUGUCAUCCUUUGAACGAUAAGUGCUGGCAGCAUUUGCAAAAGCUAGAUUCCAAUACUGUUCCAGGAUUCCGAAUAAACAACAGCAACAGCAACAACAACAACAACAUGAGAGAAACUUCCAUAUGCUACAUGGCCCGAAAUACCGAUACAACGAAACGAAAACGACCCGCUACCAAGACAAAGAAACGAGGCCGAAAAGGACUCACCAAGUGGGAUAUCAUGAUACCUCGUUUGGAAGCAUUCAACAAAGCAAAUGGGCACUCUUUGGUUACCGACAAGGACGACGACAUAGAGCUAUACAAGUGGACUCGUCAGCUACGCUACAAUUUCAUUCACCAGAUUCGCAAUACCACAACACCUGUUGGCCGAAGGUACAGACGGUUUCUUUCCAACGAACAACUGGAACGAUUGGAGAGCCUCGAUUUUGUUUGGGAAACUCAACCCAAAAAGAAGGCUAGUCAACAUGCCAGCUGGGACCAUAUGAUUGGACGGUUGGAACGAUUUCAACAGAAACACGGGCAUACCAAAGUCACCAAUGAGGACGACUCGAAACUAUUCAACUGGUGCAAAUACAUUCGCUAUUCGUAUGGCCACCAAAUAGAAAGCAGCUUGACGAACAGCACUCGCACCACCCUUCCCCGACUAGCCAAAGGAAAAUUGAAGCAGUUGCAAGAAAUAGGCUUUGAUUGGGGGACUAGACGGAAAGUUCGCCAAUGGGAUGUCAUGUUUCCCAGAUUGACAUCAUUUCAUGUAGCCCACGGUCAUGUCAACGUCACGCCAACAGAUGAUUUGGAAUUGUAUCAAUGGGUGAAUCGAAUGCGCUACAAUUAUCAGCACCAAGCAUUAAAUAUUACGACUACAGCACGGCGUCCACGUUUGGCGAAAGCGAAGCUAGCUACUUUGAAUGAAAUGGGAUUCAUCUGGCAGUCAAACUCUACAUCGCCUGAAAAACCUAAGGCGACUUGGGAGGAUCGCUAUCAAGAACUAUGCGAUUUUAAAAAGAAGCACGGUCACUGUUAUGUCUCGAGUACGGAAAACAAACCGCUGUAUGUAUUUUGCAACAAGCAACGAGAAGAAUUUCGAAAGUAUAAGGUUGGCAACUUCACCAGUAUGACAGAGAAGCGCAUCAGACUCUUGUCCAAGAUUCAGUUUGAAUGGAUCAAGCCUCACGAUCGCACAUGGGAAGAACGUCGUGCCGAGUUGGAAGAUUAUUGGCAGCGAACGGGAGAUCCCCAUGUUCCUCAAGAUUACAAUUCGAACUUUCAGCUUGGUCAAUGGUGCAUGAACCAACGAUCCUUCCAUCGAAUGAACAAGAACGGAGACCAGACUGGACUGACAUCCGAGCGAGUUCGCAAAUUGGAAAAAUUAGAGUUCCCAUGGAGUUAUCGCCGUCUACGUUGGUAUUCCAUGUUUCAACGUCUGAAGAAGUAUGCUGAAGAACAUGGAGAUUUGGAAAUCUCCACCAAGGAUGUUGACAAUAGAGACCUGCGACAAUGGAUCAACGAGCAACGCUUCUUUUAUCGAACCGGGCAAACUAACCGGAUGACAGAGGAACGGAAAGAAUUGUUGGACAGUAUUCCCAGCUUUUCUUGGGAACGCAAACGUGCGACGGGUCCAUCCAAACACGAGUGGAACAAAUUGUUUGUGGCCAUUAAAGAAAAGGGUAUUUCACCAGAGGGCAAGGCCAAGCAGCAUUGGUUUGAUGGUCAAAAUCGAUUCGAGCAAGAAGUCAAGACUCAAUACAACGAGGACGAACUGAUGGCAUUGUGGAAUGAGGAGACGGAGGAUGAUGAAGCGGAAGACGAGGACGGGGACGAAUUUUAUGAAGACGAAGACAGCACAUUGUUUUUGCGUGCCUAA
Molecule: messenger RNA, 1965 nt
Organism: Cylindrotheca closterium
Lineage: Eukaryota; Bacillariophyta; Bacillariophyceae; Bacillariales; Bacillariaceae
Source: the annotation of a GenBank genome assembly